AUGUUAGAGCUUGUGAACGAGCAACGCGCGGCCAAUGACUUGUCAUCGCUAUGUAUGAAUAGCAAGCUGCUGGCGUCAGCACUGCGCCACUCAAACGAUAUGGCAACCAAUGACUUCAUGGCUCACAACGGAUCGGAUGGCUCCACCAUGGAGGAACGUAUUACCGAGGCCGGCUUCGACUGGACCGCCGUGGGUGAGAACGUUGCCGCUGGCCAGGAAACUGUAUCGGACGUCAUGACGGCCUGGAUGGACUCAUCUGAGCACAAGGCCAACAUCCUCGGCGACUACAAGAUGUUUGGUACAGCCUACGCCUACAACGCCGACAGCACAUACAUGCAUUACUGGACACAGGAUUUCGGCACGGGUGACGAUGAAUCCUGCGAGGGUAGCAACAGUGGCAGUACCACCAGCUCCCAGUCGGAUCAGACGCAGCAACAAGAAACCAUCACACAGGACGACGAGGUGGCUGGCGAAGCCUCCAUCACGUCGGAAACCACGUCACCGACCAUCGACACUGCGACUCCGACUGAGACUCCUGCAGCCACGACGGCCUCCUCAGCCACUAGCGACUGCAAGGCCAGACGUGCAUAAGUGCACUACAUGUAGUAGAUCAAAUGGAUGUGGGGCGAAGCACAGUACCUCCAUGCGUACAUGUAGAGAGAAGUUAACGUUAACUAGAUUUGUGCCUCAUUGCACUUCAGUGUGGAAACUGUAUUGCACCGGAACUUGAUGGGCGCGACUUCCACGAAACUGAAUUUCUUCGUUAGUGGCCGAUCAAGUACAUGUAGCAGCGUAGUGUG
This is a messenger RNA of Phytophthora nicotianae INRA-310, 800 nucleotides long. RefSeq lists its product as hypothetical. The coding region runs from base 1 to 591 and encodes 196 amino acids. The transcript has a single exon. Lineage: Eukaryota; Oomycota; Peronosporomycetes; Peronosporales; Peronosporaceae. The record is from RefSeq and is a predicted model, not a curated record.